AUGCCCCCUGGGUUCAAGCUGUGGCGCGCACAUGUCCCGGUGACCAUCGGCAUCCUCCUGCUCUUAGGGGUGCUCGUGCAAAGGGGGCGGGCGCUUACCCGACCGGUUUCUGCUGCGCUUUGGCUGAUGCCCUCGCGCGGUGGAAGGCUGCGCAAUGCUAACCUGACCCCCGAGUACCGACGGGGGCUCCGAACGGCUGCUUUCUGGCUAUAUGAUCUCGCUCGCUCUCUGGGCACAAGGCUCACCCGAUCUACUCCCGCACCCGUGGUGGAUAGAGUGCUGGAGAGGUGCAUCGACGUGGCUUACCAGAGGGGGGAGAAGCUCUACUUUGUCAGAUUGGGACUUAUUGGGCUACAGCGGGUUUUCCAUUUAUCAGGGCCUUUGUUACGGGGCUCCUGGGCGGCUAUUCGUGGAUGGCGUGUUCUACAACCUGUACGCUCGCGCGUGCCCAUGUCAAAGGCGAUCCUCAAGAGUCUGCUUGUCACCUUGUUGGCUACUGGGCAUGGUCUAGCUGGGCGCAGUCGUGAACAGUAUUGGGCUAGUUUCCUUGCCACCUGGCUUAGCUUUGAAGGUCUUCUUCGCCCUGGUGAAACGAGUGUUUUGAGAGUGGGCGACCUGUGCUUCCCGGAUGGGGUGGCGGGAGAAGAUGCUCAAGAGGGCCUGGUGGUGACGAUCAGGAAACCGAAGACCCGCAGGCUUUGGCAAACUCAGUUUGUCCUCAUUAAGUGCUCGGAGCUUAUCGCCUGGCUGCGGUGGUGGUGUUCGGGGUGGUCGCGAGAUCGGCUUCUGUUUCGAUUCAACCGGAGGCGUUGGUAUCAGAUUUUCCAACAUGGCCUCCUACGCCUCUGCCUUGAGGACCGUGGCUUCACGCUGGGUAGCCUCCGCAGCGGAGGUGCAACGUGGCACUUCAGGACAUAUGAAAACCUGUCAACUUUACAGUACUUGGGUCGCUGGGCUCGCGCCGACACAUUGCGCUACUACCUGCAUGAGGCUUUGACAGUCCGAGUGGAAGCGGAGAGUCGGCCGGAAGCCAAGCAGCACCUUGAGUUUGCACUUAGCCAUGACAGCGGAGGUUUGAAACCUGUCACAGAGGCCCUCUUGUCUGCGGUUGACUCGGCGGCGGCCCAGCUGGGCCCUCUGGAGGUGGACUCUGGCUUGACUGCCAAAGACAUCCUGGAAGAUGACCAAACUCGCGCUACCGCGGAUGGUUACAGCACUGCAGCCAUGGAUCACGCCUUCGUCUUCAAGGAGACCUGCGGGUUGACUUUGGUAGUGGCGCUGCUUUUGCUGGCGAUGCUCUUCCCCAAGUUGGUUGCUUUACUUCUGGGAGGCCUUGUGCGCUUCGUGCUUCGUGGUGUGGCCACCCUAGCAGGCUCCUUGGUCAAGGAGCUCCUCUUCCAGGCCUCUGCGCUGAUCGGUGAGUUGGAGCAACAUCUGAUCGUUUGGCUCAGCGCUCAGUUUGGACUACAAAGUCCUGCCCCAGCUCCAGUACCGAUUGCUACAGCACUUCCAGGCAGCACGUCAAGCCAAGACAAUUAUGAACGGGUGCAUCCCCCGUCUUCCCUCCCUGCCCGCCCGAUGGAUGUGAUCACUUGGGUUCUCCUCGCCUACAACGCCUACCUUCAGCGCCAACGAGGGGGGGUGACCAUGCAGCAAGCAGUCGGAAGCGUUCUUCAUGGACAGGCCGUGCGGUGCAUUCGUCUCAAGCUUUACCACCACCGCCCCGCCGCCACUACAAGGCUGACUUUGCCAAUGAAGACGUCAUUGGCUGCACAGAGCUUUGUAAGCCUCGGCUUUGCCUAG
Molecule: messenger RNA, 1803 nt
Organism: Symbiodinium sp. CCMP2592
Lineage: Eukaryota; Dinophyceae; Suessiales; Symbiodiniaceae
Source: the annotation of a GenBank genome assembly